AAUGUAUUUAUUAAAUUAAAAGUUUCAAACUAGGAGUAAAUUUUCCAUUUUGGAUAUAAUAGGUAGCUAAAGUAGACACUAUACAAACGAAGAAACAGUAAUGAAUUGGAGCAAAUUGUUGCAAAACGUGUACAGUGUUGGCUGCAUGUGUGGUAGGAGAGGUCUUCUGAAGGAAUGCUCACCUGAUGUCCAACUUACCUCAUUUGAGGCAAGAAAGUUACUUCAGAAUAUUGUUGGCUCUCCUAAACAUUUUGGUGAGCCUGUAGAUCCACAAGUGGCUUCGGAGGCCAACCAGCUGCCCAAGAAGCAGACUGAUCUGCCAGCAAAACGGAUGUUGGACAGUUACAAGGAGAUGGUCAUUCCUCUGGGCAGGGACAAGAACCAUAGGGACAAAUAUCUUCUCACUGAAAACUCUUUAAGAUUCGGAAGGUUCUUUGAGGAUCUUGAUACCAUGGCUGUCCUGAUAAGCUACGGGCACAACCACGACCCAAGCAAGGGACCGACACACAAAUCCCCCAUCUCCAUUGUCACUGCCAUGGUGGACUCAUUAAAGACGAAGACGGAGCAGGUGAAUCACGAGAAGGAUUUGUUUGUUAGGGGGCAUGUCAUCUGGGUCGGCAGUUCGUCCAUGGAGGUAUCCAUGAUCGUCGAACAGGAGCUGAAUGGCAGAAUGAAUCAGGUGAUCGCUGCAAACUUUCUCAUGGUGGCACGCGAUCCCAUCACAAAGAAGAAAGCUUUUGUGAAUCCGCUGGACCUCAGGAGUCCAGAGGAAGAGGCACUUUUCGAACUGGGACAGGCCCAUAAACAGACUCGCACCUUACAAUCUCAGACGUCGGUCCUCAAAAUUCCUCCGAAUGAUCUGGAGAGGAAUUCCCUGCAUGACAUGUUCCUCAAGACCGUCGACACCAAGUCAAUCCCCUUUUUUUGCAUCUUUAACUAUUGCAAUGCCAGCGUAUGCUCAUUACGUCACUGUCUGUAUCACGUAUCGGGCACGUUGAACAACUUGAUUCCACCUGCCAACUGCGUGUGGAUGUCGGACGCCGGCCUCAAAAAUGUCCUCCACUGCUUCCAACAGCAAAGGAAUUUGUACAAUAAAGUUUUUGGAGGGUACCUGAUGAGGAAGGCUUUGGAACUGGCUCAUGCAAAUGCAAUCACGCACAGCAAAUCUCUGACUCAUUUGAAGUGUGUAGAUGACAUCAGCUUCAGGCAGCCAGUUGAGAUCGGCCAUCUACUCUUUCUUUCUUCAAGGAUUGUCUACACCCACAAAAAGUUGUUGCAACUGAGAGUUCAUGCACAGGUUUUAAAUCCCCUGACUGACGAACAGAAGACGACCAACACCUUCCAGUUCACGUUCUCAGCUGAGAAGGAUGUUCCAACAGUGGUUCCUCGUACGUACGCUGAGUACAUGUUGUACGUGGAGGGCAAAAGACACCUGGACAGCCACCUGUAGUACGACUGAGGUGUGAUGCUCCUUCAUCCUUUCUUGUCGUACCCGCUUCACGUGCUUGCGUAUAUCUCCAGUCAUAGCAACCAAUGAGCAGUUUGCCUUAGCUGACCAAUUAAUUUUAAUGUCGAUUUAAAAUUUGUUACAAUCUCAUAUUUUACUUUUUGUAAACAUAUUUUAAAAUUUUAUAAAUUGAACUUUUAUAAAUUUAUUGAACGCUUUUUUUACAUACACUUUUUACUGAAAUUUUUAGCGUAUUGCAAAUUUUUAAAAUGUGGUAACAUUAAGAUCAUGUUUCAUUGUUGUAUGCCUUCAUGUGCCCUAGCUUCUUCUUCACGCUUCUUCUGUUGUCAGUCAGUAGUUCGAACGGCAAAACUCAUUUUAAUAUUCGAUAUUAAAUCUUUUUCAAUAAAAUUGACCUCAUUCGUUCCAUGCUUAUCAUCAUCAUUAUUUUUCCCAUAACUUCUAAGCGAGACAAAAGGAAUGAUUGAAUGAAACUUUCAUUCAGGUAAUAAAAUACAUGGAAAAGACUUGAUAAACAAAUGUGCCAUUCCCAUCUCAGUGUAUGUACAUAAUUAAGAACAAUAAAUGCACAGCAAA
Helobdella robusta is the source of this 2044-nucleotide messenger RNA. RefSeq lists its product as hypothetical. The record is from RefSeq and is a predicted model, not a curated record. Lineage: Eukaryota; Metazoa; Annelida; Clitellata; Rhynchobdellida; Glossiphoniidae. Gene Ontology annotation, molecular function: fatty acyl-CoA hydrolase activity. The transcript has 15 exons. Gene Ontology annotation, biological process: acyl-CoA metabolic process. The coding region runs from base 101 to 1450 and encodes 449 amino acids. Gene Ontology annotation, cellular component: mitochondrion.